This is a messenger RNA of Pteronotus mesoamericanus, 2758 nucleotides long. It is a transcript of the gene MKNK1, whose product is annotated as MAPK interacting serine/threonine kinase 1. Gene Ontology annotation, molecular function: calcium/calmodulin-dependent protein kinase activity; calcium-dependent protein serine/threonine kinase activity; ATP binding. The coding region runs from base 379 to 1626 and encodes 415 amino acids. Lineage: Eukaryota; Metazoa; Chordata; Mammalia; Chiroptera; Mormoopidae. Gene Ontology annotation, cellular component: cytoplasm; nucleus. The transcript has 13 exons. The record is from RefSeq and is a predicted model, not a curated record. Gene Ontology annotation, biological process: peptidyl-serine phosphorylation; protein autophosphorylation; intracellular signal transduction.
GCCCUCUCCCUCGGCGUAGCCCUCAGAGAUCAGGUGAAGAUCCGCCCCCUCGCGCUUCUCUAGGGUCCACCGCCCCUCGGGUCUAGUACCGCCUCUUCCGCGUUCCCCGCGGAGCUGGCUGCUCGUCGGCAGCGCGCGACCGCUCCCGGCGCGAGUCCGCUGAGGGAAAGACGAGACAGCGAGAUUUUCAUGCCAGAUACGAUGAAGCAGAGGCUGACCUGAAGCAGAAGAGGACUGAAGAAUGUCUGUUACAUACAGAGACUGUUGACACACUUCCUGUGGCCGGAAGACAGCAAUCCUCUGUCCAAAGCAUUAUUUUAUUUGGAAUUUCAAGUUUGUAGAGGAUUUUCUUUCCAAGAGUUGGGCAAACCUAUAGAGAUGGGCAGCAGUGAACCCCUUCCCAUUGCAGAAAGUGACACACGGAAGAAGAAGAAACGGAAGGCCCGGGCUGCUGACUUUUUGCCUGGAAAAUUUGAAGAUACGUACAAGCUGACCUCUGAAUUGCUUGGAGAAGGAGCCUAUGCCAAAGUUCAAGGUGCUGUGAGCCUGCAGAAUGGCAAAGAGUAUGCUGUCAAAAUCAUCGAAAAACAAGCAGGGCAUAGUCGGAGUAGGGUAUUUCGAGAGGUGGAGACGCUCUAUCAGUGUCAAGGAAAUAAGAACAUUUUGGAGCUGAUUGAGUUCUUUGAAGAUGACACAAGGUUUUACUUGGUCUUUGAGAAAUUACAAGGAGGCUCCAUCCUGGCCCACAUUCAGAAGCGGAAGCACUUCAAUGAGCGAGAAGCCAGCCGAGUGGUACGAGAUGUUGCUGCCGCCCUUGACUUCCUGCACACCAAAGGCAUUGCUCACCGCGAUCUGAAGCCAGAAAAUAUAUUGUGUGAAUCUUCAGAAAAGGUGUCUCCAGUGAAAAUCUGUGACUUUGACUUGGGCAGUGGGGUGAAACUGAAUAACUCCUGCACCCCCAUAACUACACCAGAGCUGACCACUCCAUGCGGCUCUGCAGAAUACAUGGCCCCGGAGGUGGUGGAGGUCUUCACAGACGAGGCCACGUUUUACGACAAGCGCUGUGACCUGUGGAGCCUGGGAGUGGUCCUUUACAUCAUGCUGAGUGGCUACCCGCCCUUUGUAGGUCACUGUGGGGCCGACUGUGGCUGGGACCAGGGAGAGGUCUGCAGGGUGUGCCAGAACAAACUGUUUGAAAGCAUCCAAGAAGGCAAGUAUGAGUUUCCUGACAAGGACUGGGCACACAUCUCCAGUGAGGCCAAAGACCUCAUCUCCAAGCUCCUGGUUCGAGAUGCGAAGCAGAGACUGAGCGCCGCCCAAGUUCUGCAGCACCCAUGGGUGCAGGGGCAGGCUCCAGAAAGGGGACUCCCCACACCGCAAGUCCUCCAGAGAAAUAGCAGCACCGUGGACCUGACACUCUUCGCAGCAGAGGCCAUUGCCCUUAAUCGCCAGCUGUCUCAGCACGAGGAGAAUGAACUGGCAGAGGAGUCAAAGGCACUGGCCGAGGACCUCUGUUCCAUGAAGCUUUCCCCUCCCUCCAAGUCACGCCUGGCCCGUCGGAGGGCCCUGGCCCAGGCAGGCCGCAGUGGAGAUGAGGGAUCGUGCCCAGCACCCUCAGCUCUCUGACCGACUCCAGUCACACCUUUCAGGCCCUAGGCCUGCCCAGGCAUUGCCCCCUGGGCACCUGUGAGGCCAUAGUCUUCAAGAUGGCAGAGGGACGGCCACGUGGCUGCAGCAGGGUUUUUUUGUCCACCAAGGCCCUGAGGUUCCCAUCCAACCCCCAUUUCCCUGGAGACCUCAAGGAAAAAGCUUUUUCCAAAGGGGUUGUCUUUGAAAAGGAAAGCAAUCACUUGUCACUUUGCAUAAUCGCCUGAGGCAGGGACAUCUCUGCUGGGCUCUUGCCCACCUGCUCUCCGCCUGCAGAUCCUGGAUCCAGCUUGCUCUCGUGAAUGAGCGGCAGUGGCGCUGGGGCUGCAGCCCUCGGGGAGCCAGCCUUGAGAAGCUGACAGAGGCUCUUCCCUCCCUGCACUGUCACCCCCGCUCAGUCGGUCCUUCUACCUUCCUCUGUCCUCUGGAUGUCCUCCCCCAGGGCUGAGCAAAGCCAUCCCCUCAAUUCAGGGAAGGGCAGAGAGACUGCGUUCUGGAAGCCAGAUCAGUCUUCCAGUCUGGAGCACAGAGAAGCACAUAAUCUUUCUUUGCCGUGACCGAAGCAUGUCCCUCAUUUAUCAUCCUCUUCCUUGUUUGGUUGGGAUUGCUUCUGAAGUCAGUAUUAUUUCGCUUUAAAAAAAAUUUUUUUUUUUAACCAUGCUCUUCCAGCAAAGAUAGGAGUUUAAAUUCCCACUGCAAGCCCACGGACUUGCCAGAGCAUACAAAGGCUCGCUCUUCUUUUGCUGAAUGUCCAUACUUUUGAAAGGUUUUAAUUGGCAGUUUCCUAUUAUUCUAACUGGUUUUAAGCGAUUAGGAGAUGAGUGCCUUAGAGACCAAGUCUGCAGCUUCAUCUCUCUCGGGCCUGGUGUGGAAGGCAGCACAGGUCUGGGGCAGUUACAAGGAGCUCUGUGCCUGAGGUAGAGCCACAUCCAAGGCAGCCCAGCCCUGUUCGGAGCCACCUGAGUUUGCUGCCUGCUGGAGAACGUGAAGGCAAACCUGGGAUCAUAUAAGCUGAGCUGCUGAGUUAUCCUGAAGAAAAUUGACAUGCGUAUGUCAGACCUUUAUACAACACAACGAUGCUAUGACACAUUGAGCUUGUUUUAAUAAAACG